Messenger RNA from Ipomoea triloba (trilobed morning glory), 2337 nucleotides. RefSeq names its product pentatricopeptide repeat-containing protein At5g18475. Bases 474 to 2039 code for a protein of 521 amino acids. Lineage: Eukaryota; Viridiplantae; Streptophyta; Magnoliopsida; Solanales; Convolvulaceae. The transcript has 3 exons. Gene Ontology annotation, molecular function: protein binding. The record is from RefSeq and is a predicted model, not a curated record.
GAGGAAUGUGCGGAACUUCAAUGGCAAAAUUAUAUUCUGAAAUUUUAAUCUGAUAUUCAUCUCUCGCAUCAGUUUGUGCCAUCACCUCCAAUUGAGCCACCAUCGCGGCGGCCGCCACCAUCUCUUCCGAAUCGCCACUGUCGGAGCGUCCUCACCAUCUCCAAUACGACGCUGCUUACACCUGUUCCGUCGCGCGUGCGUCCUACUUGCCUCGCUGCGCCGCCGUUGCCUUCUUCAGACCAGAUUUUGUUGUCAACCAGUGAAGUUUUUGGAUGCAAUCUCAACCUCUCAUUGAAUAACCUCCUUCCAUAGGCCAAUCUCAGAGAUAAACUAAGCUUUAGGAAGAGAAGGCAGGGAAGGUGCUGAGUAAGACAGGCUGCCGAUUCUGCUCUUCCAUUGACAGAACAAUUGGGGGUGGCAAACGUGAAACAGACGAAUAUUAGUUUUCUAUUCAAGAAUUCUAUGCAAAUCAGAUGCAAGUUUUCACGACUAAGAAUCGAUGUUUCUCCUCUUUGUCUGCAUUGUCAUCAUCUUCAUUUCAGUGUAUUUCCCAUUUUCAACAUACUGAAGUGACCUCCCGAAAACCAGAUGCCUCAACGGAAACCUCUGUCACCAUCAAUGAAGUGCCGAAGAAAUGGAAGUUUAUAUCUCAUGAAGUGGCAAUUAGAUUAAUAAAGCGUGAGAAGGAUCCACAGCAUGCACUGGAAAUUUUUAACAUGGUUUCUGCUCAAAAGGGUUUUAAUCACAAUAGUUCCACUUAUGCUAUUAUUCUCCACAAACUUGCUGCAUGCAGAAGAUUCCAGAUGGUUGAUGCUGUCCUCCAUCAGAUGACCUAUGAGACUUGCAAAUUUCAUGAAGGUAUAUUCAUUAACCUCAUGAAGCAUUUCUCUAAGUUCUCUCUUCAUGAGAAGGUACUGGAAAUGUUUGAUGCAAUUGAGCCAAUUGUACGUGAGAAGCCAUCUCUUAAAGCCAUUAGCACAUGCCUCAAUCUCCUGGUUGAAGUCAACCAGAUUGAUAUGGCAAAGGCAUUUCUAUUGCAUGUUCAGAAAAAUCUCCAUUUGGAGCCUAAUACAUGCAUUUUCAACAUCCUAGUCAAGCAUCAUUGUAUGAAUGCAGAUCUCGAGGCUGCCUUUGAAGUGGUUAAAGAGAUGAGGAAGUCCCAAGUUUCUUAUCCUAACUUGAUUACUUACUCAACACUCAUGGAUGGCCUGUGCCGAUGUGGAAGAUUGCAAGAAGCAAUUGACUUGUUUGAAGAAAUGGUUUCAAAAGAUCAAAUAUUGCCGGAUGCUUUAACUUAUAAUAUCCUAAUAAAAUGGUUUUCUCAUGGAGGGGAAGUUGAUAAAGGUAGGAAAAUAAUGGACUUCAUGCGAAAAAAUGGGUGCCAACCAAAUGCAAUUAAUUACACAACCUUGAUGGAUGGGUAUCGUAAACAAGGAAGAUUAAAAGAGGCCGAGGAGGUUUUUGGUGAAAUGAAGGAUGCUUUUAAACUGGAUACGGUUGGCUAUACAGCAUAUAUAAGUUGCUUGUGUAAGGGUGGUAGAAUUGAUGAAGCCAUCAAGUUGCUCGACAAGAUGAAAGAAAAUAGUUGCAUAGCUGAUGAUGUUGCAAUUAAGGUUAUACUAACAGCAUUGUGCAGGGAGUGCAGGCUGGAUGAAGCUUUAAGUUUACUCGGGAAGCUAUCCAACGACGGUGUUUACCUUAACAAGGAAUGCUACCGUAUUGUUCUGAAUAUAUUGUGCAAGGAAGGCGAACUGGACAAAGCCAUGGAGUUGUUGGGCCGGAUGCUGAGCAAGGGGUUUUGGCCUCACCAUGCCACAUCAAACGAACUAUUAACUCGUUUCUGUGAAGCUGGAAAAGCAGCUGAUGCAGCAAUUGCAUUGUUUGGACUGGUGAAUGUGGGAUUCAAGCCAGAGCCUCAUACAUGGGGCCUAUUAAUUGACUCGAGUUGCCGAGAGAGAAAACUAUUGCCUGCAUUUCAACUACUUGAUGAGUUGGCUAUAAGCACAGAGACCCCAACAUCUUUGAGUUCUCUACACUGAACUUCUGAUAUUGGUUUUCUGCCCUCUAUUGUUACUAAUCCCUAUUUACUAAGGUCAGAGUACCAGGUAACACUUUUAGACUCUGAAAACAAAAGGAUUGCAUUUCAAUCCCAAGAACCUUCAUUACCCUUGCCUUGAAGCCUUAGUAGAAGAAGUAAAUGGCGAAACGUCUCUUAACGGUUUACAAGUUUCUCGAAGAUUUAGUGGAAAAAGUAAAUCGUGAAAUGUGACUUAAUGGUUUACAGGUUUCUCAAAAUGUUUGUAUGUUGAGCAUAAUAAUUUUUUGCUUCCUGGAAAA